AGAGCAACAACCAUCAUGCACCGUCUAUGGCGAGUUGGUAUACUAGUAGUUGCUGCUAUUAUUUCAUUCGGGCUGCUCCUGUCAUUCUCUCAGCCUUCGCAGUACACAUCAAGGAUAUUUAGAGGGAAGAACAAUGGCAGCUACCAUCGUAGACCUCUCACUUCUACUUGGCUCCGACCAGAUCUAGAGACGAAAGAACGUCAGAAGGCUGCGUUCGUCGUUUUGGCUAGGAAUAGCGAUUUGUACCAGUUUUUACCUUCGAUGAGAGCUGUCGAGGACAGAUUUAAUAAGAAGUUUGGCUAUGAAUGGGUAUUCCUCAAUGACAAGCCUUUUUCAGAUGAAUUCAAAAAACGUACACAAGCACUUAGCGACUCACCCUGCCACUAUGGGCUUAUUCCAGAAGACCACUGGAAUCAGCCUAGCUUCAUAAAUGAGACAAAGGCCUCAGAAGCAAGAGAUGCACUCGAGAGCCUGGGUAAAGUACCAUACGCUAAUUCCGUACCAUACAGGAACAUGUGCAGAUUCAACUCCGGGUUCUUCUGGAGACAUCCUCUACUUGAUAACUUUGAUUAUUAUUGGCGCGUUGAGCCGGACAUUAAGCUGUUCUGCGAUGUUGAUUACGAUCCAUUCCAAUUCUUGGCCGAGAAUGACAUCAACUAUGGUUUCACCGUAUCCCUUUACGAGUACCAGGAGUCUAUACCUACUUUAUGGGAGACGGUAAAGAACUUCAUUCAUGAUCACCCUGAGCAUGUACCAAAAGAGAACGCAAUGAAGUUCUUAUCAGACGACGGCGGCAAGACUUAUAAUCACUGUCAUUUCUGGAGUAAUUUCGAGAUCGCUAAUUUAAAUCUCUGGAGAUCACCAGCCUACAGAGCAUUUUUCGAUUACUUGGACAAAGCCGGUGGUUUCUACUAUGAGCGUUGGGGCGAUGCGCCUGUACACUCAAUAGCUGCCGCUUUGUUCUCUAGACCUGAUCAGAUUCACUUCUUUGAAGAUAUUGGAUAUCGUCAUGAGCCAUUCCAGCACUGUCCUCAAGGUGACGCUGCAGUUGGUAGAUGCUACUGUGACCCAGGAGACAACUUUGACUAUCUAGGGUACUCCUGCUUGAGCAGAUACGACGAAUUGACAGACAGAUCCUCCACCUAAGCAUGUUAAGUUAUUGUAUAUUAAAUCCUUAUUUUCAUUUCAUGACUUCGUCUUUUGAGAAGAC
Wallemia mellicola CBS 633.66 is the source of this 1210-nucleotide messenger RNA. RefSeq names its product glycosyltransferase family 15 protein. Gene Ontology annotation, cellular component: membrane; Golgi apparatus. Bases 16 to 1146 code for a protein of 376 amino acids. NCBI's taxonomy places the organism in Eukaryota, Fungi, Basidiomycota, Wallemiomycetes, Wallemiales, Wallemiaceae. Gene Ontology annotation, biological process: cell wall mannoprotein biosynthetic process; protein N-linked glycosylation. The record is from RefSeq and is a predicted model, not a curated record. Gene Ontology annotation, molecular function: alpha-1,2-mannosyltransferase activity. The transcript is spliced from 13 exons.